UCUCAGUCUCACUUUCCACAUUCCUCCGAUGUUUUUUCGUCCAUCUCAUAUCCUCCUCCCCAUCACCUCCGGCGUACCUUUCUUCCCUUGACAAUCUGCCACUUUACCAUCGGAUCCAUGGACACUAACAACCAGACCACCCGGCACCACGGUGGAGGCGGCGGAAGAGAGGACUGCUGGAGUGAAGCCGGCACCGAGACGUUGAUCGAGUCAUGGGGUGAUCGCUACCUUCAACUCAACCGUGGUAAUCUCCGUCAGAAGGACUGGAAGGAUGUGGCUCACGCGGUUAACGCCAAUCGUGACGAAUUGAAGCCUCCACGGACGGAUGUCCAGUGUAAGAACCGAAUCGAUACAUUGAAGAAGAAGUACAAGCUUGAGAAAUCGAAGCCGACGCCGUCGAAAUGGCCGUUUUUUCAUCGUCUUGAUGAUCUGAUCGGAGCUGCUAACAGCGUCACCAGGAAGAAAGUUAGCACCCCGAAAUCGGCAUCUGUCACUCUGACUGCUAAAUCGAACCCCAAACCAAAUCUUAACCCUAACCCUAAUUUCAAAGCCAUCGCGUACUCUGGUGGAUCGUCGUCUCACGACGAAAGUCUUAGCAGGAUGGAAAGUCUAGAUUUUGCAGAGGAAACGACGGGUUAUAAGGAAUUGGCGAGGGCGAUUCUUAGGUUUGGUGAGGUUUAUAAGAGGAUAGAGGAUUCAAAGCAGGAAGAGAUGAUGAAGUUAGAGAAGCAGAGAAUGGAAUUCACCAGGGAACUCGAGUUUCAGAGGUUGAAUAUGUUUAUGGAAACUCAACUUGAGCUUGAGAAAAUGAAGAAGAAGAAGAAGAAGAGGCCGUCCGCUAAAGCUUCGUUGAGUCCAGGAAAAAAUUCGGAGCUAUGAUGAAGGGCAGUUGUUAGAAGUCAUGUAAAGACCUCACUUCAAGAUGGGUAUGUUUGCUGAAUCUCUUUGAGUUAUAGCAUCUGUGUAAACAAAGUUGAUUUAGACUACACACGGUGAUGCAUGCUAAUUAAUUGUUGUCAUAUUUUCAUGUACAUAAUGCCUUUGUAUUGAAUAGUCACGUGUUAUCCUAUGUGUCGAUACUUCUAAGUGAACUUAUUUACCGUAUACUAUACUACGUACUGGAAUCUCUUUUACCUAU
Cynara cardunculus var. scolymus (artichoke) is the source of this 1138-nucleotide messenger RNA. RefSeq names its product trihelix transcription factor ASIL2-like. Gene Ontology annotation, molecular function: transcription cis-regulatory region binding. Lineage: Eukaryota; Viridiplantae; Streptophyta; Magnoliopsida; Asterales; Asteraceae. Gene Ontology annotation, cellular component: nucleus. The transcript has 2 exons. The coding region runs from base 118 to 879 and encodes 253 amino acids. The record is from RefSeq and is a predicted model, not a curated record.